CAUCACAAAAGCACAUACAGAUAGAAAAAGAACAGAGAAGCAACUGAAAGAAGAAGAGAAGAGAAGGGGAAAAAUAGCUUUCUCCUCUCCUAAUCUUCGUUCCAAAUCUCUAUCGGUAUUCGUUUUAUAAAUCACUUCUGAAUAAUUAAUUCUUAGGACAAAGUUCAAGUCUUCAAGAGGUUUACGUCUUUCUCAUCAGGUUCUCAUCCUUCUCUUCUCUUGUUCCAGCCUGAAAUCUGAUCUUUUUAUCUUUCCGGAUAAGUACCAAAAUUCAGAGAACUCGCAGAUGCGGUUGGAAUUUCAGGAAUAUUACUAGACUCCGCAAUGCAAUUCUCAUUUCCCAGUCCUCUUAUUCUUGAUCCGUAACAAUCGCGAAACAGGCGGCUAACUGUUCUGAUCUUUUCGUCUGAUGGGUCGGUCCUUUGAAGCUAGAAAUGAGUAUAAUUUUUGUUGUUUUAAAUUUCUGUUAGAGUUUGGGUUAUGACGUGUGAAGGAAUCCCUAUGUUUUUGGUUUUCGUUAUCUUUCUUCUAUCUACAAAGUGAUAACUUACAGUCCUCUGUUUUGAAGCUUUUAAUCUGGCUCAGAUUUUUAUCUGAACAACUUGUGUUAGUAUUCUCAAUCAGGUUUGAGAAGGGAAAUUAGUUGAUCAGCAGAAAACAUAGCGCUGAAAUUAGUAGUUGAUCUAUCAAGAUCAAGGAACUUGAUAGAAGGUAUAAUCCUGGUAGAUGAAAGAGUAUAAUUGUAAUACAGAUCUUCUUGGGAAAUUCUGAACAGUUGAGAUCUUCCUUGGCCAAGUUCGGGCACUGCAAACUUUGGCAGUGCCCAUGGACGCCACAGCGUGUGGAAUCCCUUCGGUAAAUUAUUGUAACAUCGUCGACGAACCUGUUGCUGCUCUUGUUGUCUCUCCCCUACCAACAUUUCAACGCCAACAACGCCAUUGUUUCGGGGAAUCAAACCCUGGAGAGUUCCCCUUGGCAGCAAACCCCUCAAUCGUUCUCCAUGUCCUCACGGACUGUAAGUUGGACCCUCGAGAUCUUGCCAAACUUGAGGCAACAUGUUCCUUCUUCAGGCAGCCUGCAAACUUCUCCCCCGAUUUUGAACUGUCCAUAACGGAGUUAGCUGCUCUGGACAUGUGCCAGAAGAGAGCCAUUUUUAAGCCGAUGACAGGGGAGGAACGAGAAGGUCUGAAACAAAGGUGCGGGGGUUCAUGGAAGCUGGUCCUUGAGUUUUUGCAGGCUGGAGAAGCAGCAUGUUGCAGGAGGGAGCAAUCACUUGCAAUAGCAGGUCCAGGUCAUAGCAUUGCUGUGACAUCAAAAGGAGCAGUCUAUUCAUUUGGGUGUAACAGCUCUGGUCAGCUGGGACACGGCACCUUGGAAGAUGAAUGGCGUCCUCGCCAGAUCAGGUUCCUGCAAGGCAUUCGGAUCAUCCAAGCUACAGCUGGAGCUGGCAGGACAAUGCUGAUUAGUGAUGCUGGGCGGGUUUAUGCCUUUGGAAAGGACUCCUUCGGGGAAGCUUUGUAUGGGGUUCAAGGGAGUGAAUUUGUUACCACUCCGCAUCCUGUUGAGUCUUUGAAGAAUGUCUUUGUUGUUCAAGCUGCGAUUGGAAACUUCUUCACUGCAGUUCUUUCCAGAGAGGGCAAAGUCUAUACAUUUUCUUGGGGCAGUGAUGCCAAACUUGGCCAUCAAACUGAGGCAAGUGAUUUGGAGCCUCGUCCUCUUUUGGGCGCACUAGAGAAUGUACCUGUGGUGCAAAUUGCAGCUGGGUACUGCUACCUUCUUGCUCUGGCUUUUCAACCUGCUGGCAUGUCUGUGUACUCGGUAGGGUGCGGCUUGGGUGGAAAGCUUGGACAUGGUUCCAAAACCGAUGAGAGAUACCCACGGUUAAUUGAACAAUUUCAGGCUUUGAAUAUUCAGCCAGUGGAGGUGGCUGCUGGUGCCUGGCAUGCGGCUGUAGUGGGACGGGAUGGAAGAGUCUGCACCUGGGGUUGGGGGCGCUUUGGAUGCCUGGGUCAUGGGAAUGAAGAAUGCGAAUCACUUCCUAAGGUCGUAGAAGCUUUGAGCAAGGUUAAAGCCAUCCAUGUUGCCACAGGGGAUUAUACAACCUUUGUGGUGUCUGAAGAUGGUGAUGUCUAUUCUUUUGGGUGCGGAGAAUCAUCCAGUUUGGGACACAAUAUUGGAGCAGAUGGACAGGGAAGACAAAAUGUGUUGAGCCCAGAGCUUGUGACAUCACUGAAGCAGGUCAAGGAACGGGUGGUGCAUAUUAGCCUGACCAAUUCCAUAUACUGGAAUGCCCACACAUUUGCACUCACAGAAUCUGGGAAGCUAUAUGGGUUUGGUGCAGGGGACAAGGGGCAGCUUGGCGUAGAAUUCGUUGCCGACCAGAGUGAGAGAGGGAAUCCUGAGCGCAUUGAUAUCGAUCUCACCUAACUAUUUCUGGCGUGCUCUCCACCUCUCACAUCCUGAAAGUUUAUCUCCUCCUCAUCGUCAUAAUCGUGGUCAACUUCAUUUGGUAUCUGCUUUGGUUCUCUGCUUUUGUUCAUUUUGUAACAUAGAAAAAGAAAAACGUACAGUCAAGGAUCAAGCUAGAAUUCCCAGCCCUUAGAAAAUUGGUAGCUCUUAGAAGCCUCAAAUAGUUAUUUAGUUAGCUCAUAUACACUUGGUCAAGAUUUUUUUAAUUACUUGUUAUUUGUUCUCUUUAAUACAAUUUACUAUUUCAGUUUUUCAAUUGCCUUGCCUUGAGGCAGGUGGAAAGGGCCGUAAGUUGAACGCUUUCUGGGUUCAUAAGUUGAUGUUUUCAC
This is a messenger RNA of Nelumbo nucifera (sacred lotus), 2798 nucleotides long. NCBI's taxonomy places the organism in Eukaryota, Viridiplantae, Streptophyta, Magnoliopsida, Proteales, Nelumbonaceae. The record is from RefSeq and is a predicted model, not a curated record.